Messenger RNA from Hydractinia symbiolongicarpus, 1525 nucleotides. RefSeq lists its product as uncharacterized. Lineage: Eukaryota; Metazoa; Cnidaria; Hydrozoa; Anthoathecata; Hydractiniidae. Gene Ontology annotation, biological process: lipid metabolic process. Gene Ontology annotation, molecular function: phosphoric diester hydrolase activity. The transcript is spliced from 2 exons. Bases 494 to 1471 code for a protein of 325 amino acids. The record is from RefSeq and is a predicted model, not a curated record.
AUGCGGGAUUUCUAAUUUCAUUGCGGACGUUUUGGAUGGGUGGGUUAAAAGUAUAAGUGCCAUUUAGACGUUUCCGUGGUAAGUUAGUAGAAUAUAGUACCGAAACUGAUUUACUAUUUCAAAAAUUUACUCCUUUUGGGCAUUCUCGAUUGCAUAUAUUUAAUAAAUAAAAUCGGUAGAGUAAGAAAAAUAAAAUUUUAUUUAAUAAUUAUUUCUGCUCUAAGUAUUUUAGAAACUAAUAAUUUUGUGCACCAAUGGAUUUUUUUUGGCCGGUAUCGGACAAACCAAUCAGUCGCCGUUUACUUCUGUUGGUUAAAUUCCGAAAGUGUGAGAGAGAUUAAAAGAUAAUUUUUAUAUUUACCAAUUUUUCUGCUCUAAUUAUUUCUGAUAUUAUCACCUUCUGUAGCUCUACAUUAAAUUCUUAUAGAGACAAGACGAGCCAUACUAAUUGGAACGCUUUUUAUUGAAAAAGGAUCAGAUCACUCGUCCAGCAAUGCACGCUUCAAUUUUUUUCACCAUUCUGUCUAUCGUGAUGCAAAGCUAUACAUAUGCAACGAAAUGCAAUGGGUUUGAAGAACUCUGUGAUUUAAACAUUAUGCAAGUUACUUUGGCAGGAACGCAUAAUUCCGGAGCAGGUUUUGAUAGCCAUUUAAACUAUCAUUCAUUUUUGGGGAAAAUAAAAGCAGUCAGCUGCUGGUAUCGCAAUCAAGACAAAAGUUUUUAUGGUCAACUUGAUCUUGGCAUUCGGUAUUUUGAUAUUGAUUCUUGUUUGGAAGACUAUUAUGAUCCGAAAGGUGCAUGGAUAUGCCAUGCUGAUGCUUAUGCAGGUUCAAUUAAGAAAAUGAUCAGCCAAAUUGACCGUUGGAUGAACGAAGAUGGGCAUGAAGAGGAAGUGAUAGUGAUCCAUUUUAAUCGGGAUUUCGCUUCAGAGGAUAGCGACAAGACAGCAAAAGACAUCAUUCGACAACUUGAAGGAACGUGGAUCCACUCCGACUCCUCCAAGGUUGCCAUUCAACCAUCAAAAUAUGCGAAAUUAGGUUCGGCAGUAAAUCAAAACAAACGCAUCUAUAUCAUCAUGCAUAACGAUCUUUUAAAACAUAAUCAUAAAAAUUGGGCCAUACCACAUUGGAAAGUGGGUUACACAUGGACCAGUAUGACGUUCAUCAAUUCUAAUGGUUGUCAUAAUUUGGUCAAAAGUAUGGGAAAAGACAGAUGUACAAGAGAGGCAUCAAGAAAUUUUGUCCGAUAUGAUUUGUACCUUUCUUCCGGUCUAUGCACUUGGGAUAUGGCUUCUCAUUGCAAUCAACACAUACAAGAAGGUCUUAAUAGGUGUUUCAGUGGAACUAAGACUAAACACAAAACAGUGAAUUUCAUCGUUGUCGAUUAUGCAGACAAACGUGUGAUAGAAGGUGCACGGAAACAAAAUAUAAAAAAUAUUAAAAUGUAUUUAGGAAAAGAUGUGACUAAGUGAUAUCUUAUAUUAAAUAUUUUAAUUUCUUCACAUUAAAAAUGUAGUUAUUUUAGU